CUUUUGAAUAAUAAAAGUUUGUUUACACUGUUAUAUAGACGUACAUUAUUUAAUAUUUUUAUGGAAAUCCAUUAAUCUCGGAUCUCAUCUUCCUUCCGUAAAAUUUUAUCGGUAUUAGUUUUGAAACCCAUAGCAAUGUUAAGACUGAGUUUUUUCGAUUUAUUUUACAUUUUUACAAUUAUAUGAUGAUCGAACAAGUUUGACCGAUGAAUAUAAUAUUACUGAAUGACUAUUGACUACCUGAAUUAGUGUAUUAUAUUCUCGUGAAUUAGACAACUAAUUCCACCAUCAUGUCUGAGAAAAAAGCCAAAAACAAUGCCGAUUGGAAGAAACGUGUAAAAGCCGAGUAUUUCAGAUUACUGCAAGCCAAAAAAACAAAGAAAGACGAUGACAAUGUAUUGGCAUGCAUAAAUAAUCAAAAGAAGCUCUAUGAUAAAAAAGCGGAAGAACUCAAACGAUUGUUGUCUAGAAAAGCGGUUUGGGAAUGUCGACCAUACAUAGAAACAGUAUCAAGAUCUAAAAGGUCAGAAGUAUCUAAAGUGGAUGGUAUUGGCGAAGAAACUAUGAGCGUUCCAAUUAAGAUAAUUAAUGCUGUAGCACCUAUACCUACUAUGUACAUCUGGGCACCGAUUCAGCAGAACUUUAUGGUGGAUGAUGAAACUGUACUACAUAAUAUCCCAUACAUGGGGGACGAGGUACUUGAUCAAGAUGGUUCUUUUAUUGAAGAACUAUUAAAAAAUUAUGAUAAUAAAGUUCAUGAUGAUGAUGCUGCAAACUUUCUAGAUGAUCAGGUGUUUGUUGACUUAGUCCAUGCACUCAUACCAUUUCAGCAAGAAGAAGAUAAAGAACAACAAAGUUUAUUGACACCAAAAAUGGUGAUAAAAAACAGUAAAGACGAUAGGCCGUUUCCAAGUAUGGCUAUAUUUGAAGCCAUGUCAGCUGCAUUCCCUGAUAAAGGUUCUCCUGAAGAAUUCAAAGAAAAGUAUAUUGAAUUAACAUCUUGUGUUGACCCUAAUGCGCAGCCUUCUCAAUGCACUCCAAACAUUGAUGGACCUAAAGCUGAAUCUGUGCCCAAAGAGCAAACUAUACAUUCAUUUUUAAAUUUGUUUUGUAGAAGAUGUUAUAAAUAUGAUUGUUUUUUGCACAAACUUAAAGAACAUGAUUCAGGUACUAAUUUACCAAUUGGCUUAAAAGGACCUUUAUUAAAACCAUUUUCCUCUCACUGUAGUCAAGAUUGUUAUAUGUUACUUGAUGGAAUGAAAGAAAAAUUAGCUGCUAUUGCAGAAAUCAAAGCUGAAAAGCAAAAACAAGCUGAUAGAGAUGAAGAAACAAAUAGAUCUGGGUCUACUACAAUUUCAAGUAAUACGAAAGAGUUGUCACCACAGAAUGAAAAUAACGAGAAACCUGUUGGUUCUGUUAAGUUGUCAAAAAAAGAUAGCUCUGAUUGGGGUAAUGAUGCUAGUUCUGAAGAUAGCAGAGAUAGCAGUAAAGACGGUGAAUUAGACAUGGAAGAUCCAUUAUCAACAAAAACAUCUUUCUCUUUACUUCCACGAAUGAGUACAGAAGAUAAACAAGUGUGGACUGGAUCAGACCAAUCGAUUUUUCGUGCACUUCGUCGUACAUUCCUGAAUAAUUAUUGUGUCAUUGCUCAGAUGAUGUUAACAAAAAGUUGUCAGCAGGUUUAUGAGUUUGCACAAAAUGAAAAUGAUGAAGUUACUGUUGAAGAAGCUAUUAGUGAAUUAACUCCGCCUAGAAAAAAAAAGAAAAAGUUACGUUUAUGGCAAACACAUUGCCGAAAAGUACAACUAAAGAGAGACUCUGCAUCAAAUCAUUUAUACAAUUAUACGCCAUGUUCUCACCCACCAAAUCAAGGAUGUGAUGCAACUUGUCCAUGUGUAAUGGCACAGAAUUUCUGUGAAAAAUUCUGCAAAUGUAGUUCAGAUUGUCAAAAUCGUUUUCCGGGUUGUCGGUGUCGUGCUCAAUGCAACACAAAACAAUGUCCUUGUUAUUUAGCUGUUCGUGAAUGUGAUCCAGAUUUAUGUUUAACUUGUGGUGCCGAUCAGUUUAAUUUAGAAAAUAUAACAUGUAAAAAUGUCAGUGUGCAAAGAGGCCUCCGUAAACACUUAUUAAUGGCGCCUUCAGAUGUUGCCGGUUGGGGUAUAUUUUUGAAGGAUUCUGCACAAAAGAAUGAAUUUAUAUCUGAGUAUUGUGGAGAAAUUAUUACUCAAGAUGAAGCUGAUCGACGUGGAAAAGUUUACGAUAAAUACAUGUGUAGCUUUUUAUUUAAUUUAAACCAUGAUUUUGUUGUUGAUGCUACACGGAAAGGAAAUAAAAUAAGAUUUGCCAAUCAUUCAAUUAAUCCAAAUUGCUAUGCUAAAGUUAUGAUGGUAAAUGGUGAUCAUAGAAUUGGUAUAUUUGCUAAACGUCCUAUACAACCUGGCGAAGAAUUGUUUUUUGACUACAGAUAUGGACCUACUGAGCAACUUAAAUUUGUUGGAAUUGAAAGAGAAAUGGAAUUUUUACCUUAAGUUUUAUAAAAAAGAUAAAUUUUCAUUGAUUUUAUCAAUCACCAAUCUCAUGGCAUGUAUGUUAUAAAAUACACAAACUAUUUACAGUAUUUAGCGCUAAAUAAGGAAUAAUUAAUAAAUUAUUAAAAGUAUGCAUAUUAUAAUUUAAUUAUGUUGUACUUAGUUAAUUUAGACAAAUAAUUAAUAAUCUAUUUAUGCUAAAUUAAAAUAAUUCAUAAUUUUAAAUAGCUUAAAUAGCUUGUUAUAUUUUGUAUAACAAUUUUAUUUAAUAAAAACUUUAUUUAUGUAUGUAUUAGUUAAUUAUACAACCAAAUUAAACUGCACCAAUAAGUAUUUUAUCUAUUUUUUUAAAAAAAAAUUUCACUGUAGUUAAUUCAAGUUUUCUUGCUGUUAAAUAUUUGUAGAUAAAACUGUAAUAGUAUAAUGUAAGUUUAAGUUGUGUAACUAUUAUAGUAUAGUAACAUAAAAAAAAAAAAUAUUUUCAUUGACAGUUUUAAAUUGAUGAUUGUACAAACCAGAAUUUAAAUACGUAAUAUUACUUAUUUAAUACCAAUAAGUUAACUAAUUUUAUUACAGUAAGUUGGUUUUGACCUUUUUUAGGUGUACUCAAUUUAGUAAAUUAUAUAUGUUGUAGUAUUUUAAACAAUGUCUUGUUAUGAUGUGAUAUUUUUUUUAUCACAAUUAGCAUUGUAUGAGAAUGCCAUGACUAUAUUUUACGUUUUUAAUUCUUCAAAAAGUUUUAAACAAAUUUUGCUUAAAAUAACCUAAAAAGUUAUAGUCAUCAUUUCCAAUUAUGAAAUAAAAUAUUAAAAUAUAACUCUAUGAUGCUGAUUCUGAUGUUGAACCAAACAUAAGAUGUAUAAUCUAUGAUGCAAGUUUAUUCACUUAUAUUUUUGUUAGUUAAAAAAUAUUAGUUCCAUUAUCUGUAUACUAUAAUAUGUUUUAAAUUUCGAAUAUAGUAAGUAAACAGUGGCAUAUUUAUUGGUUGCGGGUGAGGUAGACACUUUUAUAAUUAUAUCAUAAAAAUAUUUAAUAAUAAUAAUAUAAUUAAUAUUUUUAUUUUUAUUGUAUCUUAAUAAAAAUUAUAAUUGCUUGAUAAAUCCUUAAUAUGUUGCUGAAUGAAACUAUUAACAAUCUAGUCCCUUUAACAAUUAUUUAUGUUGAAAAUUAAAACUUGACACAUAAUAUGUUUAAUAUUUUGUUCAUUAAAUAUAUAUAAAAUUUAAUUAAGUAGAAGCAGUAGUAUUAGUUAAUGUUAUUGUUAUAAAUGUAUGUUCAUUGAUUAUUUUGUUGUAAUGUAUAGAAACACCUUAUCUAUUAAUUGUAUUAAGUUGAGUUUUUUUUUAACAUUUUAAUUGUCUGGAAUUCUUCAUAUUUUUUACAUUUAAUAAGAUUCUUCUGUUUUAACAUUUUAGCGUGAAUACAAAUUGUAAUAGAAAUGUUAUUUAAAAAGUAUUAAACAAAUAUAAGUUAAAACUUUAUUAUUAUUAAAAUUAAGUCACAUUUUUGUGCAUUUUAAAGACACAGGGUAUAAUAUUAUUUCACUGCCUGUCCAAUUACCUUAAAUUUAUUUUAUAUUUUAUAGUUGGUUAAUAUGACUUAUCAACAUUUUACAUUUAUGAUUCCACAUAUUUUUAACACUAAUAUAUUUAUUAGAGGGGUUUAUAUUUUAAUAUAUAAAGAUACUUUUUAGAAAUUUAAAACUAAAAUUAAUUUAGUGUGAUCGAUUAUGGGACCUAAUAAUUAUUAUGCCUAAUAUUCAGCUGUAAAUUAUACUGUACAUGUAGACCGACCUAUGAUAAUAAUUUUAUCAUAAAUUAAUGAUGGCUAAGUUAUAGUUUUAACAACAUUAGAAAUAUCAUAAUAUUGUAUUUAAAUUAUUAAAAAAAAAAAUGUAUUCAUAAGAUUAAUUUUUGUAACAAAUUUAUUUAAUUUUAUUUACUUUUAUUAUUUUUAACAAGAAUAAAAUAUUGGUAAUACUUUAA
This is a messenger RNA of Rhopalosiphum padi (bird cherry-oat aphid), 4513 nucleotides long. RefSeq names its product histone-lysine N-methyltransferase E(z) (gene E(z)). Gene Ontology annotation, molecular function: histone H3K27 methyltransferase activity; protein binding. The transcript has 13 exons. Bases 291 to 2528 code for a protein of 745 amino acids. Gene Ontology annotation, biological process: chromatin remodeling. Lineage: Eukaryota; Metazoa; Arthropoda; Insecta; Hemiptera; Aphididae. The record is from RefSeq and is a predicted model, not a curated record.